CUAUGCAAAAAAAUAGUCAAAUAGAUGAACAGAAUAAUAGUCAAAUAGAUGAACAAAAAAAUGAUCAAAUAGAUAAACAAAUAAAUAAUCAAACAGAUAGUGAAUUUGAAGAAAAUAAAAUAGAGACUGAUAAUAUUAAUAAUUCAUCAUUUGAUAAAUUUUUAAAAGAAAUUAGUGAUGAUUAUAGAAACUGUGAACCACAAUUAAGAAAAGUAUUUGAACCAUUUACUGAAAGAUAUAGAGCAGCCAAAUCACGAUCAAUUGCCUGGGCAAUUACAUUUCUCUACAACCCAAAUUUUUCUAUACAAAUUAAAGGUGGUGCAGCAAUUCAUGUCCAGCCAGAAUCUGUAAAAUGA
Dentiscutata heterogama is the source of this 356-nucleotide messenger RNA. The record is from the annotation of a GenBank genome assembly. NCBI's taxonomy places the organism in Eukaryota, Fungi, Glomeromycota, Glomeromycetes, Diversisporales, Gigasporaceae.